Messenger RNA from Ipomoea triloba (trilobed morning glory), 1639 nucleotides. RefSeq names its product F-box protein At5g07610-like. The record is from RefSeq and is a predicted model, not a curated record. Bases 62 to 1165 code for a protein of 367 amino acids. Gene Ontology annotation, molecular function: protein binding. The transcript has a single exon. NCBI's taxonomy places the organism in Eukaryota, Viridiplantae, Streptophyta, Magnoliopsida, Solanales, Convolvulaceae.
AAAAAAAAAAGUCGUAGUUACAAGGAUUUGUCUUUGUUGAGGAAUUCUAACUGAUCAAGCAAUGGAAGAUUUGUUAAGAGAAAUUCUGCUUCGAUUGUCCCCCAGAUCUGUUCUGCGCCUCCAAUGCGUCUCCAAGCAGUGGCUUUCCAUCAUAUCCUGCCCCAAAUUCAGGCGCCUCCAUUCCCGUCGCUCUGCCGCCUUCGUCACGGGACUCUUCUUCCCCCCUCCAACGCACAUUCCAUUACCCGCCGGGCCGCAUUUUGUAGCUCUGCGAAAUCAAAAACCGCAACAUAACACAAUCGCAAACCGCCUAAUCGAGCUGUGCGGUGGCCGGUUUGUGGUAAGUCUCAGUUCUUGCAACGGAUUGUUGUGCAUAGGGUUAUCAGAUGAGAAUGCGUUAUUUAGAGAAUGCGAAUAUUAUGUUUACAACCCCACCACCAAUCAACGUAGGCGUAUUCCACAAGUACAGAGUGAGAGCAAAUAUGUUAGUAAUGUUGCCAUAGCUUUUGAUGCCUCCAAGUCCAAUCACUACAAGCUGGUGUGCGUUUGUGGAUAUUUUAGAGUGUGGGUGUUUUCCUCGGAAUCAAGGGUUUGGAGGAACACGGGAAAGCGACUACCCGGCGGUUGUUUAAAUUUCUAUAGCUUUCCUAGCCCCUAUUUGAAUGGGGCAAUUCAUUGGUAUGUGUUUAAGAACGAGUUUUUGUGCUUGGACAUUGAUAGUUGUGAGCUUAGGCCAAUGCCUUGUAUUUCAUGUGUAAAUAAUGAUCCGGGAUGGUGCAAGUAUUUGGGUGAGUGUGGAGGGCAUUUGCAUUUCAUAGGGGAGCGUGGUAGGGGUGGCCAGUUGUUGAAUGUUUUUGAAAUGAAGAAUGACUAUUCUCAGUGGGUUUUCAAGUAUCAAGUUGAUGUGGGUUAUGUGGAAAGAUUUUACCCUAUUGACAUGGAUGAGUUUAAUAUGCGUUUACAGUUUUCCAUAAAUUUACUACUUACUGGUCAUGAAGAAGGAGAAGGACUGGUGAUUUCACUCCCUAAUGGCAAAGUCAUAUUCUGGCGCUUGCACGAUAUGAGCAUCACACAACUUGUUGAGAGUUGUAAUGAAAUCCAACACCACAUGUCCAGGUGCUACUACACCUCCAAACACAUUGACACGCUUGCAUUUAUAUAUUGAAGAUGAAGAUCAAGAUUAAGAUGAAGAGAACAUGCAUUGCAUGGACUGCAAUAAAUGAUACGUUAGUUAGUUAGUUGUCACUCAAUUAAGAGAAAUUACAUUUUUCGUGCAUUAAUUAUAUUAUUUAUGUUUUCUGGAUUUUCAGUGUUUGGGUAUUCAAUGAAAAUUUUUCAUGCAAAAAUGUGAAAAAUAGUACACAUGGCAAAUUGUCAUAGUCAUAAAUAUAUGUUCUUGAGUUAAUAUACUUCUCUAGAUAUUCAACAGUUGCAUUCAGAUUUCGGACUUCCACUUUCCUAGGAAAAUGUUGCUGUUUUUAAAGACUGCUUUUAGAAUUCCAGUUUUAUAUUUAAUCUGUCAAAAAUAUUUACUGCUCUGCAACAACUGAUGAUUCAUAUAUAAUUAUAAGUACUGGGGUGUUGACAACUUCAGUUACUAUUCCCUUCUGCUGUCAUUAUGUUGCAUUGGCAGGAAAAC